AUGGGGUCCAAGAUUUGCAUGAAUGUUUUGUGUGGAACGACUAAUACGCACGAAUGGAAGAAAGGUUGGUCUCUACGAUCUGGUGGAUUUGCCCAUCUAUGCUUCAAGUGCGGAGCUGCAUAUGAGAAAUUAGUUUACUGUGAUAAAUUCCAUGCGGGGGAAAGUGGUUGGAGGGACUGCAGUUUGUGCCGCAAGCCUCUCCACUGUGGAUGCAUAGUCUCGAAGUCAUUGUAUGAGUGCCUGGACUAUGGGGGUGUAGGGUGUAUUAGCUGUGCAAAGAGUUCUCAACCUCGUGUGAUCCAGAAUGAUGAUGUUCUGAAUGGAUUUGGUGGAUUGAAAAUAAGUAACUAUAGUGAUCGGCAAUCUACUGUUGUUCAGAAUGGAGCAUUUAGUAAUACUGUUGAUGAAGGAAAACUUUUGCAAUUGUGCAAAAUCAUGGAGGCAAAUGAAUCCAACCUUUUGCCUCAACCUCAGAGAGGUGACAUAAAUGUAUCCCAUGUGCAAAAGAAACAAGAAGAAGUGAUAAAUCAUAAGGGGGAAGUUGGCUUGGGAUUUUCAAGUACCACUCAGCCAUCUAUUGGAUCAUUGACAUUUUCCAAAUCAGACAAUGGUAGAACAAUGAUAGAAGAUAUGAAUAAAUCAUCCUCUCAGCCAUCUUUGAGUAUGACUUUGGGAUCCCCAUCUGCAACUCCAAGUUUUGUACAACCCUUUCCUGGGGGGCUUGUGGAUGUAAGAGAACAGAGCAAGACACCUUCUUCCUUUCAACAAGGGCAUGGAAGAGAACAGGGCACGACACCUUCCUUCCAGCAGGGGCUUGUGGAUGGAAGAGAACAGAGCAAGACAUCUUCUUCCUUCCAACAAGGGCUUGUGGAUGGUAGAGAACAGAGCAAGACACCUUCUUCCUUCCAACAAGGGCUUGUGGAUGGAAGAGAACAGAGCAAGACACCUUCUUCCUUCCAACAGGGGCAAAAAUCUCGGCCUAUUUUGCCUAAGCCCUUGAAACCUGGUGUCACUAUGAGUUCAGAGACAAAUAAAGGUGGAUUUCCUAAUGUGCGCGUUGCAAGGCCACCUGCUGAAGGGCGGGGGAAGAAUCAGUUACUUCCUCGAUACUGGCCGAGGAUUACUGAUCAAGAGCUGCAGAAAUUAUCUGGAGAUUUGAAUUCUACUAUUGUGCCACUGUUUGAGAAAGUGUUGAGUGCCAGUGAUGCAGGUCGAAUUGGUCGUCUGGUUCUCCCAAAAGCAUGUGCUGAGGCGUAUUUUCCUCCUAUUUCUCAAUCAGAAGGCCUUCCUAUAAAGAUUCAAGAUGUGAAGGGGAAUGAAUGGAUGUUUCAGUUCAGAUUUUGGCCAAAUAAUAAUAGCAGGAUGUAUGUUUUAGAAGGUGUAACACCUUGCAUACAGUCUAUGCAAUUGCAAGCGGGUGAUACUGUGACAUUCAGUCGGAUAGAUCCUGGAGGCAGACUUGUAAUGGGAUUUCGGAAGGCAUCCAAAUCGCUAGAUAUGCAGGACCCCCAAACACCUAUCCUUCCCAACGGCAGCACUCCUGGGGAAACUUCCUGUCCUAGUGUUGUUGAGAAUCCAGCAACUGGAAGUGGUCACCCGGGCCUUUUCCAAACAAAUACAGGAAGCAAGGAUCCUCACCUACAUGCUCUAUCGGAACAUUUGCAUUUGACUGAUGGGGAUAUGAGCUUGCAUAGAAAUGAUUAUCAUGGUCACAGAACAAGUGAGGAUUUGCUGCAGCAGCCAGUGUCGAAUUCUGACAAGAAGAGGGCCCGAAAUAUUGGGCCAAAAAGCAAGAGGUUGCUCAUGCAUAGUGAAGAUGUUCUGGAGCUGAGGCUGACAUGGGAAGAAGCACAGGACUUGCUUCGUCCACCCCCGAGUGUCAAACCAAGCAUUGUCACUAUUGAAGAUCAUGAAUUUGAGGAGUAUGAUGAGCCCCCAGUUUUUGGGAAGAGAUCUCUAUUCACUGCCUCAUCAUCUGAGAGACAGGAACAAUGGGCUCAAUGCGAUGAUUGCUCCAAGUGGCGGAGGUUGCCUGCCGAUGUUCUUCUCCCUCCAAAGUGGACGUGUUCAGAAAAUUCUUGGGAUACAAGCAGGCGCUUAUGUUCUGCACCAGAGGAGAUGAGCCAGAAGGAUUUCGAUAGUCUUCUAAGAGCAAGCAAAGAUUUAAAGAAGCGAAGAAUCAUAGAGAACUGUUCGGAAACCCAAGAACACGAACCUUCUGGCUUGGAUGCCCUGGCUAGUGCUGCCAUUCUGGGAGAUAAUGUGGUUGACUCAGGUGAGCAAUCAGUUGGAGCCACCACCAGACAUCCACGUCACCGCCCAGGCUGCACUUGCAUAGUAUGCAUUCAACCACCAAGUGGGAAGGGCAAGCACAAGCCAACAUGCACAUGCAAUGUGUGCUUGACAGUUAGACGGCGCUUCAAAACCCUCAUGAUGCGCAAGAAGAAACGCCAAUCAGAACGUGAAGCAGAGAAUGCUCAGAAGGAUAAUAACAACCACAAGGAUGAGUCAGAAAUAAAUGGCACAUCAACAGAGGUUGGGUUGCAUAUGAAUCACUCAUCAGAGAAUGGAGGCUGCCAGAGCAGAAUUGAAGCUGAUGUGGCUGAAAGUUCCACCGCGGGACAAAUUGAUCUGAAUUGUGAACCCAACCCGUAUGUGCAGUCUUCAGGAUUGACCUUGUUGAGGCUUGCUGACGCUGUCUCCCAACCAUUAAACAACUACGUGAAGGAAAGUUGCCUCGCAAACAUGAUGCGUGAGCCACAGGCAGGUAUUGGUUCCUCUUUACUUACACAAGCUACUGAUGAGAGUGAAAGACGCCUGUCAAAUGAAGGCUGCCUUUCAGCUGUUGCGGCGUGGGACUGUGAGGGUAGAGGUGAUGCAGACUGA
Molecule: messenger RNA, 2886 nt
Organism: Prunus armeniaca (apricot)
Lineage: Eukaryota; Viridiplantae; Streptophyta; Magnoliopsida; Rosales; Rosaceae
Source: the annotation of a GenBank genome assembly